This is a messenger RNA of Papaver somniferum (opium poppy), 729 nucleotides long. RefSeq names its product DEAD-box ATP-dependent RNA helicase 21-like. The coding region runs from base 1 to 729 and encodes 242 amino acids. The record is from RefSeq and is a predicted model, not a curated record. The transcript has 2 exons. NCBI's taxonomy places the organism in Eukaryota, Viridiplantae, Streptophyta, Magnoliopsida, Ranunculales, Papaveraceae.
AUGCAGGGAAGUUAUGCCAGGGAGGCAUGCAGGGCCAGUUACUACAGGAGACAUGCAGGGCCAGUAAUUAGAAUUUAUGUGAGGAGGCAUGCAGGGCCAGUUAUGGAAAUUGAUGCCUACCACAAAAUUAAAGAAAGGAAACGGAAAUUCGCACCAUAUAAAAUACAGGGGUUCACAACCCCAAGAGAAAUAGUCAGACAGACUGCACGAAGGGCCGAUUCUGUUAGCAAUUCCCAACAGCGCAGGAGACGCAAAGCUGAAAGGAACAAAAUUGAGGUUCAGUCAGCUCCAGCAAUACCCAUUGGAAAUAGACAUGGUCAAAAUCGUGCUCAUGACAGAGCCCUAGAUCGUGAUCAAGAUCGUGAUCAUGCUCAUAACAGAUCCCUGAAUCGUGGACGAGAUCGAGAUCGUUUCCGUGACAAAACUCCAGAUCUGAAUCUGAGAAGGGAAAGCCAACCAGUGAUCGAUAAAGAAGGAAUGGAUGUUGAUGGGGAAAACCCACAAGUUCAAGGAAACAAAGGGCAUGGGUUCGGCAACCCGUCUAGGAGGAAUGACGAUCGACAGGACCUGCAAGAUGGUCGCACCGAGACUCUUAGUACAGAGGAAAAACUGUUACUCAAUCGGCUGAAUGAGUUGGAGAAGGAGAACGCUCUCCUGAGAUUAGAACGUGAAAAUCAGUCUCGACCUAGGUCUGGUAAUCUGAACAACCAGAGGGGUGGGUCUGUAUAG